This is a messenger RNA of Trichoderma virens Gv29-8, 651 nucleotides long. RefSeq lists its product as uncharacterized. Gene Ontology annotation, biological process: positive regulation of cellular response to amino acid starvation. Gene Ontology annotation, molecular function: RNA polymerase II cis-regulatory region sequence-specific DNA binding; DNA-binding transcription factor activity, RNA polymerase II-specific. The record is from RefSeq and is a predicted model, not a curated record. NCBI's taxonomy places the organism in Eukaryota, Fungi, Ascomycota, Sordariomycetes, Hypocreales, Hypocreaceae. The transcript has 2 exons. Gene Ontology annotation, cellular component: transcription regulator complex. Bases 1 to 651 code for a protein of 216 amino acids.
AUGGUUGAUAACCAGGACUUUGCGUUCAAGUGUUGGCCAGACCAAGUGUUGACCGAAGACAUGCACCCCUCAGAAGCUUUUUUCUCAGCGCAGCAACAUCACCAUCACCAACACCUCUUCGACACAAGCCUGCAUCAUCAUGCCUCUCGAAUACAUGUACCACAUAAUCAGCAACAGGAAGACAGGCUGGGCAUGUCAGCCCCCACCUUUUCCUCAGAAGGCGCCAACAGCGUCUUCUUCCAGAUGCCGGCGCAGCACAUGGCCAAUGUGAUGGCGCCAUCAUCCUCGGCAGCAUCAACACCAACACCGCAUCACUACCGCCAGGAUUCUCCGACCAGCACACAUAGCGGAGGCUCCCAUUCAAAGCAGCGCAGCACAACUCGAUCAACGGACGGAGACGAAAUUGAAGCCUGCAGCGAUGAGGCGCAGGCUGCCAUUAAGCGUCAGCGCAAUACGAUGGCAGCACGGAAAUAUCGCCAGAAACGCCUAGACCGGAUAGCCGACCUGGAGCGGGCAUUGAGCGACAUGACUGGAGAACGCGACGAACUCAAGCUUAAGCUAGCAAGGCGUGAGGCCGAAGUUGAAGCUCUAAGAGAGGUGCUGGGAAAAAAAUUCUUACGUCACAUGGUGUUCAGGGGAGAGACGACCUAG